Uloborus diversus is the source of this 7937-nucleotide messenger RNA. RefSeq lists its product as uncharacterized. Gene Ontology annotation, biological process: proteolysis. The transcript has 14 exons. Lineage: Eukaryota; Metazoa; Arthropoda; Arachnida; Araneae; Uloboridae. Gene Ontology annotation, molecular function: serine-type endopeptidase activity. The coding region runs from base 1 to 5472 and encodes 1823 amino acids. The record is from RefSeq and is a predicted model, not a curated record.
AUGGGUACGCAGCAAGAUGCACCGUGGUUCUGGAACUCAACUACAGCAGCAACCGCAUCAUCGAACACGUCAGAAUCUUCUAAGAAGUUAGGCUCCACGACAACACUUUCUCCUGAAGAAGCAAUUGAAGCUCUUGUCCUCGAUGCUCUUGUGAAUGCUACGAAGAAUGAUUCGGCAGUAAUCACCCCUACUGGUUUUGGCGAUUUUGCUCCAGCUAACGAAACAAGUGGAAGGAAUGCCGCCUACUUGAGGGAACUUUUCUCAGAUACGUUUGCACCAGCAAAUAUCACCAGAGGUCGUAGCUCCAAAGCAAUGAAUCUCGAUUUUCUUGGGAAUGAAAGAGAAGGAAGAAUAAUGAACGAUGAUCCUGGUAAUCGCCGUUUGACUUUGCAGGGUUUCAUCCCCAUUGUGGCUCUUGCUGGUAAAGAAGCUGAAGAAGGAGUGGGAAAAGCUCUGCAAAAGAGCCCUAAGCGCAUCCAGGAAGAAGAUGACUUGUAUUAUCAAGGAGGCCCAUACCCUCCGAUUUCCAUUGACCAAGAAGAACAGACAAAAUCUCAGAACUACUAUAUUCCAUCACCAGAGUCUUCCAAAGUUCAAAGGCAAGGCUACCAGAAGGCCGUUGACGGUAAACAGGACCGGUACGGAAGCAGAAUACAAGACAACAAACAAUCAAACCUUGAUUUUUACAUACCACCAACUAAAGAGCAGGACAAGCAAAAAAUUGGUAUAGUCCUUGAGAAGGAAGCUGUGAGGUAUCUUUCUGAAGAUGAGUACCACAAACGGCCAACUUAUCAAGAUUCUUACCAAACCAAUAAACAACCAGAAUAUCAAUCAAGUAAGCCAAAAGAGUACUACAUUCAAGAUGAAAAGAAAUCCGAAACCCAAAGAGGACAUUUCAUUGUAUCUUCUAAACCAUCGACGGAUGAGGAUGUUGAAUACGCACCAGCUGGACCUUAUCCUCCUCAACCACUGCCAUCGAAGGAUCAGUAUCCAACAAGUGAAACAACAGCGAAACAGUUCAGACCAGGAAGCAAACAGUUUGACCAGGAAGCCAUCUAUGAACUACCAAAUGGAAAUUAUAUCAUCAACAGCGACGGUGGAGAAGACAAGUGUGUCUGUGUACCCUUCUAUUUGUGCAGGAAUGGAUAUUUGACCAACGCCAGAUCUUUAGAGAGGGAUGAUAUUGAUGAGAGGUCAGCUAGAAAAGUAUCUAAGCGAAGUGCUGGUAAUCAAACUGACUCCACCCUCUCAGAAGCUGAAUCCCUUCCACCUUACACUGAAGACAUCAUGGCGAGAAUGAUUGGACUCAACAACGUAAAGGACAGUUGUGGUCUCUUGAGGAGGUGCUGCCGUGUUCCCAGGAGGUCUGCUCCCGGUGGUCUGUUGCCAUUCAGCCCUGACAACUACCCCAUUCCGCAUCCAGAAAUUGACUUGAGCCAGCUCCCACCUGGCAUCCUUCCUCCUGGUCUGCAAGGAAUCAAUAUUCAUCAGAUCCAAGGACACCCACAAGAACAACAAAUUGUGUUAGUUCCCCAAGAAGUACCUCAACCUCAAAGACGUCCCAGGCCACCCAACUACCCACACCCACAACAGCCUUCUUUCCAAAGACCACCGAAGCCAGCUUACCGCCCUCCCCAGCAACAACGACCCGUGAACCCUAACCGUUCCAUUAGGCCCAUAUAUCCACAGAAAAAGCCCGUCCAGUCUCUUCAGCCAGUGUACCAGCCACAGGAAGCAGUGUACCAACCUCAGCCAAGUUAUCACCCCCAACCAAAGCCCGUUUAUCCACCACCUACAUUAAGGCCACCUAAGCCUCUGUACCCUCAUGGGGACUUCACAGAACCACAACCCCAACUGCAGCAAGGUCAGUGUGGAGCAAGAAAUGGAUUGGGAGUCCAUGGACGAGUGAACAAUUUGCAAUAUCAUGAUGAUGCUUCGGAGUUCGGAGAAUAUCCUUGGCAAGCUGCCAUUUUAUUGAAAGUUGGCCCUGGCAAUAAUUUGUUUGUUUGCGGAGGUACUCUCAUUUCGAGCCAGUGGGUUGCAACCGCUGCUCAUUGUUUGAAAAAGCAUAACGCUGACGAGUUGAAAGUUCGUCUUGGAGACUGGGACGUGCACAGAGACGAUGAAUUUUACCCUUACGUUGAAAAGUACGUUGUAGAAGCUGUGGUUCAUCCUGAUUUCUACCCGGGUAACUUGCAAAAUGACUUGGCUCUCUUGAGACUGGAAUCUCCCGUGGACCCCACAUCGCCCCACAUCUCGCCAGCUUGUCUGCCUGAAUUAAACGAAAGAUUCGACAACCUUAGAUGUUGGGUGACUGGAUGGGGAAAGAAUGCUUUUGGUGAACAAGGGGAGUAUCAAAGUGUCUUGAAAGAAGUCGACAUCCCGAUGUUAAGUCACAGGGACUGUGAGCAUAGGUUGAAGCAAACUCGUCUUGGAAGAAGCUAUCAGCUGCAUCCAGGAUUCUUAUGUGCCGGUGGUGAACCAGGAAAAGACGCUUGCACGGGUGACGGAGGCAGCCCAUUGGUUUGUGAUAAAGAUGGUACUUGGAAAGUUGCUGGUUUAGUUUCUUGGGGUAUCGGCUGCGGCCAACCUGGAGUCCCAGGAAUUUACGUCAAUAUUGCCAAGUACAGAAGCUGGAUUGAUACUGUGAUUUACCGAUACGGAUACUACGCAAUGAAAUACUCACCUGCUGUUUUCCUGCUAACAAUAUUUCUGACCGGCCACUUCAUUACCCGUAUCCUUUGCCAGAGCAGAGUUCGUUACAGACCAUCAACUGCUGAAAAAUGUGAUCGUCAAGGUAGAUGUUCGUUGGGAGACGGCUAUAUUGAAGAAAUAGAUGAAAGUUAUAAGAGUGAUAAAGAAAGACCUAGCGAAUUGACAAGGGAUGGUUGGCCCUCAACAGGGGGCGGCAGACCUGGACUUGGAAGCGAGUACAGAUCUGUUUCUGCAGAUAGUUAUGAUUCUAAAGACUCCGAAAGAGGGCAAGAUACGAAGCCUGUCAGUGAGGCAGAUAGCCACGUUUCUAAACCUGUUGUUUCUGGUGGUAAUAGAGAUUACAAUCCAAAACCAGUUGCUGACAGAGAUAGUUCCUCUUUGAAACCUACCCUUAGCAGUAGUGGAAAUAGAGAUUACAAUCCAAAACCAGUCGCUGACAGAGACACUUAUAAUCCUAAGCCUAUAGUUAGUGAUACUAGUGGUAGAGAUUACAAUCCGAAACCAGUUGCUGACAGAGACACUUUCAAUCCGAAGCCUAUAGCUAGUGAUACUGAUGGUAGAGAUUACAAACCAAAACCAGUUGCUGACAGAGACACUUAUAAUCCUAAGCCUAUAGUAAGCGAUACUAGUGGUAGAGAUUACAAUCCAAAACCAGUUGCUGACAGAGACACUUACAAUCCGAAGCCUAUAGCUAGUGAUACUGGCGGUAGAGACUACAAUCCAAAACCUACUGAAGAUAGAGAUGAAUAUAACACGAAUCCCAAAAUAGUGAGUGGUAGUGGAGGAGCUGAAGGAAGUAGGAACUAUAGUCCUGAUAGAGAUAGUUAUGGUUCCAAACCUGUUAUUAGGGGUGACACAAGGGGAAGUUACGAGAGUAAACCAAUUGUUGAUGUUGGCAGAGAAGAUGGAGGAUCCUACAGUGGAAGACCUACCGCUGACAGAAGAGACUACGAUACAAAGCCAGCUGUUGACAGAGGUGAUUAUGAUACAAAACAUCUGACCAGUGGUGGAACUAGGGGGGGAUAUCACAGUAAACCAGUAGCCGAUAGAGAACCUGUUGCAGCAGGAGGCUAUAAUAGGAAACCAAAUGGGGACAGUGGAAACUACGAUUCUAAACCAGCUGCUGUUAGGGGUGAUUAUGAUACGAGACCUGUAAGUAGUGGCGGAUCAAAUGGAGGUUACAACAGCAAGCCAGUCGCUGAUAGGGAAGUUUAUGAUGUGAAACCUGUAAUAAUAAGUGGAGGAAGUGGUUAUAACAGAAAACCUUCAUCAGAUCGUGAUGACUACAAUACAAAACCAAGUAGAGGAAACAUAGAAGAGUAUUUUCCAAAACCACCGGUCGAUGAAGAUUAUAGACCUCCUACAAGGGGUGGAAAUCGUGGAAGCAACAGAAGGCCAUCAGUAAGCAGAGACGAUUACGACCCAGUCCCAAUAAGCCGGGAUAACAUCCGGAGACCUAUUCCCAAACCUGGGAGAGAAGGUGGAAGGGACAGCAGUCGUUACAAGCCUAGGCCAUCUAGUGAUAGAGACGAAUAUUAUCCAAUACCUGAACAUGGAAGCAGAUAUCCAUCAGCUGAUGACUACAUUCCUAAACCAGUUGGUGGUGACACUGAUCGGUAUCGUCGGCCAGAUAGAGGAGAAGAUUUAGGUGGAUAUUACGACACAAAGGAUUAUGAUGACUACGAAGGAUAUGAUGUAAAAGAGGAUGAUUACGAUCGCGGGAUAUCUGCAGUAAAGGAUGGCAAGUGCAUUUGUGUUCCUUACUACCAGUGUUCUGGGGGACGGAUCGUUACGGAUGGCGGAGGCAUUAUUGACGCUCGUAAGCGUCCAGAACCUCAUACGGAGCCGCAAGCAGACGGCAAGCUACCAUCUUGCGGCCCAUUCCAUGUAUGCUGCAAUACACCGGAAACCUCUACAAUGGUGCCCUAUCAGCACAGAUGUGGCGUUCGUAACCCAUUUGGCGUCAACAGUCGUAUAUUGGCUCCUUCCAAUAAAGGAGAAGCUGAUUUUGGCGAAUGGCCGUGGCAAGCGGCAGUAUUGAAAGCGGAAGGAAAAGUCAACAUAUUCCAGUGUGGUGGGGUCCUGAUUGACAAAUACCAUGUGAUCACAGUUGCUCACUGCGUUUUCCACCUGUACCAAUACAACGAGUACCCUCUCAAAGUUCGUCUUGGGGAGUGGGACACGCAGAUGACGACGGAAUUUCUCGCCCAUGCCGAUUACAAGGUGUCCAAGAUCUUGGUUCAUCCCGAGUUUAAGAACACCAGUUUGUGGAACGACAUCGCCAUCUUGAAACUGGAGGAACCCGUACUGUUCGCACCUCACAUAGAUUCCGUGUGUCUGCCACAGUACGAUGAGAUCUUUGCUGGACAGAACUGUGUAGUUACUGGCUGGGGAAAAGAUGCAUACAAGGGUGGAACAUUUUCAAAUGUGAUGAAGGAAGUCGUGCUGCAGGUGACCGACAAUUACAAAUGCGAAGAGAUGCUCAGGAAAACAAGACUGGGGAGAUUCUUCCAACUACACGAAGGAUUCCUCUGUGCAGGAGGCGAAUAUGGGUUGGAUUCUUGCAAGGGUGACGGCGGAGGACCUCUCGUUUGCUAUCGUAAAGACAAGAGCUAUGCAUUAGCUGGCAUUGUGUCCUGGGGUAUUGACUGCGGACAACCUGGUGUGCCUGGAGUGUACGUAAAAAUUCAGAAAUACCUUGACUGGAUCAGUAAAACCACCGGUGUUCCCCUUGACGACUACUGGCCCAAGUACUGAUCUGUAGAUUUCUGUUAAAGCGAAUUCUGCUUAUUUAUGUUAUGAAUUUUGUAUUUGUAUGAGAAUUUGGAGUAAAGCCCACAAGCCUUGCUAAGAGUAUUUUCUAAAUGGUUUCGGCGACAAAGAAAUUGAUCAAAUUUAAGAAUGAGAUGUGUUAUUAAUAGGUAUUCGGAUUGGGUACCAAUCUGGACAUCGGAGCGCCAGAGUUAUUAAGCGAAAGUAUACGAUGUUUUUUUUUUUGCUUACUUUUAUUAUUUUCUAAAGCGUCCAUUAUACCCAAAACUCUUCGUGUUUCGAUUAAUUUUAUUAUCACAGCAAAAAAUAAAUAAAAUUUUCAGUGAUCAAUGCAAAAUAAUUCCGCCUUCAUCAGUAAUACAAGGUUUUUUUUUUCUUCUUUUCUUUUCUUUUUUUUUUUUUUAUUGUUAUAGCAAUGCAGGUAAUUGUUGCUUACAUAUUUUUUUUUUAUUUUGCUCUACUUUUCUUUAAAAUAUUUAUAUUUUGUAAAUUUGUCUCUUUAAGACCUAUGUAGCUUAAAGCCUUCGCGUGAUGCACGAAAAUUGAGAUCAUUUUUAGUCUCAAAGUUGAUCAAAAACGAAUGAGUUCUAAAACAACAAAAUCGCUGUUCUCCAGGAGUAUUGAUAAAUUAAGUGAAGCACAGAGAUGUUAAUUCUGCCUGAUGUUUGCCCUUUUCUGAAAAAAUUUCAGAUGAUUGAUUCCCAAUGUCAUGAGCUGAUGAGGGAAAGAAAAUUUUAACGCAGUGAAACCCCGAUUCAACGUCCCUCGAUUUUACGUUUCCCCCCAUUAAAACUUUUUUUCAUCAGAUCCCUGUUUUCUCGUAGACUAAUGAUGUUAAUUUAACCCAGAUUGUAAGUUUGUUAUUAAUGGAAUUUCCUGUAUACCCCCGAUAAGUAAAACAAAAAAGUUCUUAAAUAAGCAUUUUUUUCCUUUUGUGCUUGUUUUUAAAGCUAAUCCAUGUUGUUGAAAGUUUCCGAUUUCCGAUUCCGAGUCACAACUGACGCAACUGUAUUUAUGUCGAGGACUGCAUACUAAGUGCCUUGCCUCCAUUAUUUUUUAUACCGAUAGAUGGCAGCACCAUCACCGGAUCGAACAGUUAAUGAGAAUUUAGAACUAGUCCAGGAACUAAUAGCUACCUGGUGCUAGCACCCCAGAGGUAUCGUUUCACUUGGAGGACAUUGAGACCACGAGCAUAUUUAACGUCGCCCAGUCCCCUUUAAUGACGACGGUGGAUCUUCGACCAUCGAGGUUCGAACUAAGGACCCUCCGGCCCCGAGUCCGACACUCUAUCGAUCAGGCUACCACGGCCCCUUGUUGAAAGUUAAUCUAUAAAAACAUAAAACUGCAUCCCGCUGACUGCUCUCUUUUAAAACUGAUUUCUUCUUUCUACUUUUUUUUUUGAGGACACAUUUUUGACCUAAACAUUUUAAAACCUUUUGCUUUGUUCAGAAAUGGUAUAAAAUUGCAAAAAGGCUUUCGUUACUCAGUCGCCGUCUGAUGUUAGCAAGGGUUCGGAUCAAAUUAACAAAGUUAAAACAUAGAUGUUAUACCUUUUGAAAGAGUCAUCUUUAUUGACAUUACUUUUCUCCUAUUGGCUUUUUGCUUUCAGUGUAUAUCCCGUAGUUUAAGUAUUCCCGUACUUUACGUUUUUUACUCCAGUCUCUUGUAACGUAAAAUCCGGGUUUCGCUGUAUCUAUUAUUGUGAUGUUAAUUCCAAACUUUUUUUUUUGGUAUUUUAGUGAAUAUAAGCCUGUAAAUAUUUUUCCUUAUUCAAAAGUAGGUUUAAUGUUCAUGAAUUGUUGUUGUUGUUGUUGUAUUGUGCCAUUUAGGCUAGCAAUAUGGGAUGCGCUGCUUCACUUUUCCAACUGUACCGUAAUUUGGUAUGAAGUCCGACUUCCAUAGUACAUAAAUGCCAUAAAGACCCGUUUAUAGGGUAGGCAACCAUUCUCAGCAUAACAACACAUUCAAAUAGAGAAAGCACAUGGACAAGAGAGAGAAAGUACAUCAUGCCAAAACCGGGAUUCAAACCCGGGACCUCCCCAUCAGAGUUAGACUUUUCUGACCACUAGACAGGGCGGGUGACCAAUGUUCAUGAAUACAUGAUGAAAUUUUGUUCUUCAUCAUUAUUUAACUUACUUCACAAAAUCAUUUUUAUGCAAAUGUAUACUCGCAUAUAUCACAUUAUCUUGUUUUGAAAUAAUUACUCAAAAAGUUACUUUUUUCGUAUUAGUCUUUAUUUUAACUAAGCGUUUUAUUAGUAUUUAUUUAAAUUCAGCUUUUUGGGUGACUACGUCAUACUGACAAGUAAUAGUGAAAAAUGUAGAAUGUAUAUUCAAAGCAUAACACAAUGUAAAUACAUUUUUGAAAUAAAUUUUUCUGUCAUGACUUACGAAUUUUUGUUUCAAAUUCUUGUGAAUUGUAAUUUUAACCCUAAAACAGUUUUCUGUAAA